This is a messenger RNA of Nymphalis io (European peacock), 1326 nucleotides long. RefSeq lists its product as uncharacterized. Lineage: Eukaryota; Metazoa; Arthropoda; Insecta; Lepidoptera; Nymphalidae. The coding region runs from base 138 to 752 and encodes 204 amino acids. The transcript has a single exon. The record is from RefSeq and is a predicted model, not a curated record.
AGUCAUUAAAUUGACAUAAUGAAAAUUAUUUAGAAAAUUGUCUUCAGUUCACUCCGAAUGGGAUAAAUAAUUAUUAUUAUUACUUUCACAUCUUUAUCAUGUCAUCGUAGUACAGUUUAAUUGUUUCAUCCAAGAAAAUGGACGCCAGCUGUAUUAUUCUCGGUUGCCUGAUUUUGUUACAGAUGGCUGCAAUCGCUGUCUUGCUGAACCCAAUUUACGACUUAAGAAGAAUAGACAGACAUAUGAAUAAUAUUAUGAAACGUCACAGAAGUUAUUAUCUCCUUUUAGUCGGCGUAUAUUUCAGUUUCGUUCUGUAUCUUGGUAUGUUCAUUCCAUUACUGAAUAUACACAAUUUGAUCACAAACAACUUCCUCAAUAAAUAUGAAAAAUUGGUACUUCUAAGCAGAGCCGAAAAGAAUUACUUAAUUGCUGGUUUUUCUCUUUUUCUUUUUAUAGUACUUUAUGGCGUGAGAUCUUUGAUUUCCUAUGCAGCAAAACUUUUAGAAUUAUCAAUUUCCACCAGUGAAUCAAUAGUAUUACGUAAAUCUCAUAAGUCACGGAAGAAGGGAGUGUUCUUCCCAGAGCACAUACUGCCAAAUUUAUUAAGAAUGAAAAGGUCAGUAUCGUACGAGACAAUUUUGUUUGCAAAAGAGCUCCGCGAGAAGCUGAAGGCGAUAUUAAAAAACGCUGAGCUGCCAUACAAUAGCUGUACUAUUUCAAGCGUCUUAUAUACCGAUGUAAACCAUAUAUAAGCAAGAUGAAAAGUUCCUUCAAAUAAAGUUGUUACCAUCCUUUUCCUGUUUCUCAUUCUCAAAUUCUAUUUCGUAUUUUGAAACCAUUGCCAGUAUCGUCUCGCACGUAGGAAAUACUGCCAAGUAUUUGGAAAUUCUUUGGAAUUACAAUGGGGCGCGAGGAAACGGGAAAUAUUUGAAAAGACAAGCACAUGAAAAUAAAACGCCACUACAGAAUGAAGAAUGUCAAAUCGGAAUGUAUGAGAGCGAAAAGAAGAAAAAACAAACAGCGAGGUAGUGCAAUGUGCAAAACAAAACUUGUAUGAAAGAGACGAGAAGGUUAGAUAACAGUUGUUUUAAAUAUAAUAAUAAAAUUGUUGAAUUUAAUGACCAAAUUAAUUUGCACUUGGCAAGUAGCGAUCGAAGUAUUUAUGAACAAAGCUUACAAAUUGUAUGCGUGCACGAGACGAUGGUUUGGCAAACACUCAGAACCAGUGGCGCCAGUCAGCUAUCAGGUACAAUGGACGAGCUUAAAAUAAAACUUUACUUCUUAUAGCACUAAUAACUUAUCAUAUAAUAAAGAUUUUUUUACGCA